Molecule: messenger RNA, 2309 nt
Organism: Trichomycterus rosablanca
Lineage: Eukaryota; Metazoa; Chordata; Actinopteri; Siluriformes; Trichomycteridae
Exons: 3
Coding region: 285-1115 (276 amino acids)
Molecular function (GO): serine hydrolase activity
Source: RefSeq, a predicted model, not a curated record
UUUAUGUCCGAAAUUCUUCCUGUUUUCAGCUUAUCAAGCUCGGAAUAAUGCAUUCACCCACCGAGUGCGUACUACUACCUCCAAUAACAACAGGUAGAUAAACACAGGAGGCGACAUGUUUGUUUACAAUAGCGAUUUUCUACACGGUUUCUCGGCUGACGGUCUGUAAGAUUCAGUGUUGAGAUUAUGUAACAGCACUAACAGACAGACAGUGUAACGCUUUGGACUUGAGGCUCUGUGUUUCUAGUGACUGCAGAAGAUCAUGUUUAUGGUCCCCUGAUGUCAUGUCUUCCAAGAGUACGUUUUUGUUGGGCGUCACGACGCACAAGCUCAGAGAAGGCAUUACAUUCCACGAGAAUGAGCAUACGGUGAAGACAGUGGUCAGCGGCCACGCCAAACCUUUGCUCCUGCUGUUACCAUGGCUUGGCUCGAGACCUCGGGCUCAUAACAAGUACUGUGAGAUUUAUCUAAGAGCAGGCUUUGAUAUACUGGUGGUGGAGAGCAAAGUGACAGAGUUCCUGUGGCCUCGCUGGGGCCUGGAGCAUGGUGCCCAAGUGCUGCAACUUUUGGAAAGUGAGCGCUUCUCACAGCGUCCUCUGCUGGUCCAUGCCUUCUCCAUCGGUGGAUACACGUUCGCCCAGGUGCUCAUUAACAUGUCCAAGGACGCCCAGCGUUACCAGGGCUUAAAAAACAGGUUCAGAGGGCAGAUCUACGACAGUCUGGUCAUAGGCUCGCUGGAGCGUAUGGCAGUUGGUGUGAGUAAGACCUUGUUUCCUCGUUUCGAGAGUCUGGUGAAGCGUGGCAGCCUGCUCUAUUUCCACAUUUUUAAACGUCAAACAGUGGACUACUUCAAUAGAGGUAUCGAUAUGUUCUGGGACACACCUCUGACCGCUUCAGCACUGUUUUUCUUUUGUGAGAACGAUGCCCUGUGUGACCCGGAGGUCAUGGAGCAAAUGAUCAAUCAUUGGAGAAAGCGAGGCAUUACUGUGACCAGCAGGAAAUGGAAGGAGUCAAUCCACGCCGGGCAUCUGCGUGCCCAUCGUCAGGAGUACCUGUCUCUUCUGGAGAACUUUCUCUUCUCUCUUAAUAUGGUGCCCUUGAAGGCCAAAAUGUAACUUGAUAUUGUGGCUUAUAUUCAAAUGUAAAAUGAUUUUAUGUAACUCUGUACAGUCGGGCCAUGACAUUUGAUUUCACCAGCUCACAACACCCCCGUCCUGCCAUUAACAGGAUGUUUUUUAAUCAAAACAACCCUCCAGUUUUCAUGCUGUUUUUUGGAUUGUCAUAUUAAAAAAAGAUAUGGGCAAAAAAAUUUAUAACACUUGAAGGUGGUUUAUUUAAUGCACUGUUUAAUACUUGUAUGAUUUAUGGUUCAAAAUGAAAAUAAACCCAGCUUGAUUUAUUAAGCUAGGGAGUUUAAGACAUACACUUUUUAUGACCAUCCUAACACAUUUAUAGUUAACAUUAUUGGUUUUGGCAUUGGCAAUGACAAGGUGGGUACAAGUGAACCUAAUUUUUAAUUAAUCGGCUUGGUUGGACUUUUUUGUUUCAAACAUUAAUCCUUUCCUGGCAGUGUUUAGCACAUUUAAUGUGUGCAAUAAAUAAUAAACAGGACUGGAGGCAUGUUACCUAAUUAAAAAGAACAUUUGAUUUAAAUAACAGGAACUGGACUAUUUACAAGAAGUUCCAGACUGCUGCAAGUCUCACUGGUAUGAGCCGCUAUGCAGCCAGAACCUGAAACCCCUUCGGAUUGCCCACACUUGGACAAAGCCAAUCAUGUCUGUGUAAGCACCUUGUCGGGCAAAACCAGUGCAGAGAUUCAAACUGGAGGACUAGAGAUCUCGGCAUCGGUGAGCUUUUGUGAUAGAUUGUUGCCCCACAAUUUGAAUCAUUGUAAAAUUGUGGAAUCAAGAGCAAAUCAAAUGUACAGCAGUGCAAACUCAAUAGACAAACCUUGGCAUCAGAAACACCCAGCUAUUUAAAACAUGAAACUAUUGUAACAUGCCAUCUCUUAUCCUACACCAGUUCAUCAAAAUCUGCCCAACUAAAGCUGUGCAGUUGUUAAUGGGUAGUACGUUAUUAAUGAAAUGAAUAUUGUUUUAAUAGUUUAGGGAAGUUUCUUACUGUUACAGUAGUACCUAACGUUCAUUAAGGUAUUAAGAAGAGUUUGAUGUGGAAGAACUUGACCUAUUUGCUAAAAAUGCUGAUUUAAACCCGGUCUAACAGGUUUGGGAUGAGUUGGAAAGUUGCAUAUCAUUAUUGUCCAGUAUUGCUGUCUAAUCUUACAAAUAAACUUGGAUCAAUUGAACCGA